Aspergillus pseudotamarii is the source of this 439-nucleotide messenger RNA. Its product is annotated as Dabb family protein. The coding region runs from base 45 to 386 and encodes 113 amino acids. Lineage: Eukaryota; Fungi; Ascomycota; Eurotiomycetes; Eurotiales; Aspergillaceae. The transcript has 3 exons. The record is from RefSeq and is a predicted model, not a curated record.
CAGACGCUUUUGAUAUCCAUCCAACGCCCUUACAGCAGCCUCUCAUGAUGCCGAUCACUCACAUUGUUCUCUUCCAGUUCAAGGCGGGCACUAGCCCUGAAAUUAUUAGAGAUGUUUGCAGUCGGAUGUUGGCCCUAAAAGAUAACUGCCUUCACCCUUCGUCCCAGAAACCAUAUAUCAGGGCUUCAUCUGGUGGCAUAGAUAAUUCUCCUGAAGGCAUCCAGCAUGGCAUGACACAUGGCUUUGUUGUUGAGUUUGCGAGUGCUGCAGACCGAAACUACUAUUUCAAGGAGGAUCCUGUUCAUCGAGAAUUUACCAGGAGCCUUGGUGGAGUUGUCGAGAAGGCGCAAGUCAUUGACUUCGCCCCAGGGGUUUUUUUAAAAUAAAGCAACUGAAGCGGAGGAUUGCUUGAAUUGCUCGACUUGGCAUCCGACCUUAU